UCGUUUAUCACCAAAGUUAUUGAGGUUUGCGUUUAUCCCAAAAUAUCAAUGAAUUUAUGGACGUAGGUAGUUUGAAACUCCAAUUAUUAAAAUUUAUAGUUUAUCGUGUUCUCUCGCUCGACUAAGGGAUGAGGCGACUAAGGGACACUGACAGGCACCAAUGGUUGACGUUAGGCGGUCGGUCAUAAAAUCAGAACGUAAUAUUGAAAUUUAAUGGGUUCUCUUACUCGGACGAAGCUUAGGGCUUCGGGUAUUCCCGUCCGUCGGGACGUCCCGUUUCUGGGUAGAUUUUGGGGCCGUCCCGCCAUGACCUCUUGCGGGACGCUUUUUGUCCCGGAAAUCGGUGAUAAUUAUUAUUGUUUAAUGCUUUAUUUUGAGUUGGUAAGCCUAGGUAUCUCAUCCAGUAACUAAACAGGGCACACGCGAUGUCCACGGGAGCUAUCUCCAUUCGCAGUACAAAUUACUCUAAGACAUUAAAACUUUGAGGUGAACUCAUUAUAAACGAUAGACUGUUUUGUCAGGUUUGUAUUACAGUGCGGGAUGUUUGAUGUUUGUUUUUAAAAUUUCGUCGUGAUUGUCUAAGAAUAACACAAAACGAAUAGGCGGAGAGCUAAAUGCAAUCUUUUAUUAUUAAACUUUUGCAGAAUUUAGGCCUUCACAGGCACUUUUUCACGUCACAUUCUAAAUUAAAUGAUAUUUACCAAAGCCACAAACUCGGCUUUGGUAAAUAUUUCGGAACGACCACUGCUGAGAAGAAAUGCCGAAAGAAACUCAUUCAAUCAGUGUUGGUCCCUAUUAUGCCAGAAGGGCUUACCAUUUUUAAAAUAUAAAUUGUAUGUCAAUUUUUUUAUCAGUAAUAUAACUAUGUAAGUACACAGUUAGUAUUUAAUGUCACCAGGGAGGAUAUGAAUAUGCGUGCCAGUAAUAUGCGUGCUCAGAUGACUAUGCCGAUGAUGCCGUAGGCAAAAUUUAGUAAAAAUACAAAGCAGAGACUCCUGUUUUUUCAAUUUCAACCCAUACCGGUUGUGGAAUAACCCGGAAAAACGCUCAGAUGACUAAAAGAAACCAGUUAUAUAUUUAUUGCUCGUUUUAUAAAUGUGACAAACGCUGACCGUUGAAACUUGAAAUUUUACAUAGAGGUUCUAAAUUAUUUUGAUAAUUACACAGUGGGGUUAAACAGGUGAAAAACUAAUUGCACUCGAGAGAAACCAACGCUAAUGUCUAGUCAGUCAAAUAAUAUUUUUAUUAUAAUAUUUAUGGCACAAUAAUACAAACAAUAAACUUUAUGCUAAAAGCGUAUUUUUUUAUUUAAAUUUUAUUGCACCAUUUAAAAUUUGUAUAAGUACAAAACUAAAAGCAUUCCCUAACAGAUUUUAUUGGGCCAUACAGAUAAUCCUAUAUGGGUGCAAAAAUAUCAUUAGGUAUAUAUAACUAUCAAGUAAAUUAAUACAAUAAUAAGUUCUGUAAUGAAAACAGACUAUUAGACGACAGAUAGAAACUGCAACUCCUGCUGUAAGCUCCUGGACUAAAAAAACAAACCAAUUGAUAGUAGAAACAAUGUUUUAAGUUCCAAUCGGUGUUAACAUUUCAUACUUAUCAUCCAACUUCGCGAAUCUCUCACAGAAUCAUAAAUAUAUCUAAAUUGUAUUCAUCUCACUUUUCAAUUAAUUAUAUUAUUUGCUUAGAAGUAUAAACAUGACUCAUCAUCAAAGAUACAAAUGAUAUAUAUUUUGUAAAACUUUCAUAAAAGUUUAGGAAAAUGAAAUACCUUGUUUGGAUAUUUUAUUGGUUGGACAGUGUUUUACUAUCGUUUCAAUACCCUCCACCAACAUAUACAACAUAUAGAAGAGUCCACACUGCGCCUCCUAUAAAUUUAUGUGACAGUAACAAGUCGGCGCUAGUAGAGCAUUUUUUUACGGUCAUAUUCUCAGAAUUCCGAAAUCCUUCGCCAGUAUGCGUAUGCGUCCAGAUGUGCGUCAACCAAGCCACGUACUGUUAUCCCAAUGGAUGCCUGAAGAAAUCUGAUGAUAGCAGGAAAGACGACCAAGAGACGCCAGACGUAAACAGACAAAUACUUAAAGCUGAUAGUGCAAACGCUCUAUUCCUUGUUGAUAACACUGGUAAUCAAGUAGCUAAAGUCAAUGAAGAUACCCCUGAACUUACAACAUCAACUACUUCCGAACCUCAGUUUGGAAAUAAUAUGCAAUUGUAUACAUUUGAUAAUUACAAACCAAUUUAUAAGUAUCGGAAACUACCUAAGGUUCAAAUGCAGUAUAAUCUAAGAGAACAAAUCAAAAAUACAAAAUCCAACGUAUACACAGACGUGACCAGUAAUAGAUGGCCUUUGAGCAAGAUUAAGCAAGUUACUAUUGGGAAAUCUUAUCAACCUGACAUGACGAUUGACCGACCAUCGAGGCGAUCAAAAUAUUUUAGACCAAUACCUUCUUUAGUACCCAGAUUCUCUAAAAGAGAAUCUAUAAGGACAUCAAAUCUACCUGAGAAUAUAACAAGUGAUUUUAUGGAAAUAAAACGAAGUGAAAUUCCUGAAAAGUUUUCAUUGGAAAAAUUAAUAAAUGAUUUGAUUGAGAGUAGUAUCGAUCAAGAUAACAAAAACAAUAACACCGAUAGAGACAUUACUAAAGCAACUAAUAUUGACAUAAAAACUAAAUCAAUGUCGUCUAAUAAUAGAAUAUUACCAUUGUCAACGGAAGCUUUAGACUUAUCGAGUACCAUUUAUGAAACGACUACAGUUGAUAUAUCUAAUAAUACAAAAGACCAUAACAACAAAACGUUAGAUUAUGAAGACGAUUCACCACCAGCACAAACACAAAUAGAAAUGUUACAAAAUAUAUACAAUGACGACUCCAUAGAGACAUUAUCAAAACGCAUUGAGAAGCUUAAUAAUACUAGCUAUGAGAUACUGACUAUGAAUAAUGAUCACAUAGAAGCCGUAACAGAAGAUUCUAGGACUACCGAAGCAAAUGAAUUUGCUAUAUCAUCUAACCGUAUUAUUGGAAUUGAAGGAAAAUCUAUACAAGAUAACAAUAAAUUAAGAAACUCAACAUCUUUAUCUAAUAAUUAGUUGUGAACAAUGCUUAAAUAUAAAUAAAUUCGUUUUUAAAAGCCAUAGUGUUUAAAUUUAAGUUCAAUAAAUAAAUCAAUAUAAAGUAGGUAUGUGUCAAACAUUAGAUAUAAUAAUACGACUUGUCAUGUAUAGCAUAAAAAUAUACAGGGCCCUACGAAUUAUGAGCGAAAGUCCUUUAUGCGAUUCCCUAGGUACUUAAAAAGAUAAAAUAGAAAUGAUCUUACAAUCACAUUUUCAUCGGUCUCAAAGUAUUGUAAAUCAAAUUAAAUCAUUUAUGUAAGUCUAUUGCUCGAGGACGUGUGAAUCCUAUAAGAGUCCUGGUUUCCAGUUAAAAAGUGUUCAUACUUACGGUUUAAAGGAAGUACUAUUUGUAGUUGUUAUUUAUUUAUUUUGGUCCCAUAAUUUCUAUAUAUAUAUAUAUAUAUAUAUAUAUAUAUAGAUACAACAAAAUCUAUAUA
Plodia interpunctella (Indianmeal moth) is the source of this 3543-nucleotide messenger RNA. RefSeq lists its product as uncharacterized. Lineage: Eukaryota; Metazoa; Arthropoda; Insecta; Lepidoptera; Pyralidae. Bases 1760 to 3082 code for a protein of 440 amino acids. The transcript is spliced from 3 exons. The record is from RefSeq and is a predicted model, not a curated record.